CGCUGCCCUCAGAAACCCACAAGAAUUUAUGAUAAUGGACAACAGCCGUGCCUCACAACAGAGUAUGUGGAAAAGUAUCCCAAGUAUAGCAACAUCUCUCCUCCCCGGAGCCUUAAGCCGAAACAAGAGUACCAAGUGCAUCGUGGGAAAAUGGAAGGAAUUACAACAUUUAAAUCUGAUUACUUACCAUAUGAUAUUGUGAAGCGGCCUUUUCGGAUACAGGAAGAACAUAAACCAAACACAGGAGAGAUAGACCUGGGAACCACAUACCAGAAAGAUUAUAAUGCUCAUAAAAUACAGCCAGUGACAUUAGUAAGACCUCUAGAGAGAAAACACACUAUAGGAGGAAAACUGGAUACCAUACCAACCUAUCAAGAUGACUAUAGGUCGUGGGAAGUCCAAAGAAGGGAAACUAGUAAGGUGGAGCAUAUAUACCACCCACCUGCAGUGAAGUUUGGAAAUUCUACUACAUUUCAAGAUGACUUUGUUCCUAGGGAACUAAAUCCCCGACAAAGUUUUAAACCUCCUUGUGUAGCCAAGCUUUCAGAUAUGCCUUUCGAUAGUACUACUAGCCAUCGCACUUCUUACAUUGCUCAUCAACUGGAACCAAAAUUUGUAAGAUCGAAAGAAGAGUACAAGCCAAGCAACCAACCCUUCGAAGAUCUCACAACCCACCGGAAUGAUUUUAAAGGGCUACCUGGGCAACUUGCAAAAAGCUGCAAGCCUGAAAAUGCAAAAGUUGCAUCCAAUGUUCGUUUUAAUGGAACCACUGAAUUCCAGGAUCGUUUUCAGCCGUGGUUGGUCUCCUUGCCUGAGGCCCGCAAAACAAAAGAGUAUGUUCCACCCCCAGGCGACAUGGAUUUUAACUCCACAAGCCAUCUUCAUUAUGUUAAGCAUGAGAUUUCUCCUGCUGUCCCCGUAAAACCGGUUUCUAACAGAAGAAGAACCAAUGCCCCUUUUCAAGGGAAUACUACUACCAAGGAAGACUUUAAAGCUUGGGGCAGCUGUCGGCAAGAGAUUACUAAGAAGCAACAGGAAAUUCCCAAACCCAUGGGCAAAUUUUUUGAUUUAACUACAUUCAAAUCUCAUUAUGUACCACAUCAGAUCAUUCCAGCUCAAGGUUUCAAACCUGUAAGUGCGAUAGUUCCUAAUUCAGCUCCUUUUCAAGAUGAAACUAUGUAUCGCACAGAAUAUACUCCAAAGAAACAAGAGAUCUGUCCAGCAAAUUAUCCAUCUCCUCCAGGUUAUAUCUAUGUAAACACAGAUUCUCAUGGUCACAAAUUCUUCCAACAGCUUGCUCCAGAGUUUUCCGAGUCAAAUAGUAAUCCCAUUCCAAAGGAAAUAGCCGUUGUGUCAUAA
Opisthocomus hoazin is the source of this 1359-nucleotide messenger RNA. The record is from RefSeq and is a predicted model, not a curated record. NCBI's taxonomy places the organism in Eukaryota, Metazoa, Chordata, Aves, Opisthocomiformes, Opisthocomidae.